Dermatophagoides pteronyssinus (European house dust mite) is the source of this 862-nucleotide messenger RNA. RefSeq lists its product as uncharacterized. Gene Ontology annotation, molecular function: GTP binding; GTPase activity. The record is from RefSeq and is a predicted model, not a curated record. NCBI's taxonomy places the organism in Eukaryota, Metazoa, Arthropoda, Arachnida, Sarcoptiformes, Pyroglyphidae.
GAAAAAUUAUCAAUUUAUUUUGGCCGCUGAACUUUAUACUGAGACAAAAUAUACAAACAAAUACGCACACACACACACAUGGUGUGUUCAAAGUCAAUGAUUGACAAAAUAAAUUCCAAUGAUCAUCAUGUCAUCAUCAUCAUCAUCAUCAUCGGAUUCAAAAAAUCCAAAAAUAUUAUUAGUCGGAUCAUUACCCGAAUCAAGUAAAUUGGAUCUAUUUUUUAGCCAUGAAAAAUGUAUACAACGUAAUCAUCGUCUUGGUCAUCAACCUGCAAUGGGUAUACAAUUAAAUACAUUACGUUUCCAACAUAAGAAUCGAAUUAUAUCGUUAGAUAUAUGGAAUAUGACAAUACGUUUUGAACGAUAUAAUCAUUUAGCAUCAAUUUAUUCGGAUAAUGUACAGGCAAUUGUUGGUGUUUGUUUAAUGUCAAAUCCGGCUACAUUUCAACGUAUGAAAUAUUGGCUAAACAAAUUUCGUGAACAAAAUUCCACACUUAGCAAUGUUUAUAUAUUGGCAUGUGAAAAUGAUCCAACAAUAAGAUACGAUAAUAAUGGUGUAUCAUCAUUUAUAAGUUUGGCAAAAAAUUCUCAUAUAUCACGUACACAAAUCAUUGAUUAUGGUUGUCAAAUACAAGCAAAAAUAUUUAUCAUUCGUCGAUAUUCACGUGGUAGAGAUUUGAAUAAAUUUUUUAAUGAUUUUCUUAAUUGUUUCUGGUCAAAUGGUCAACGAUUAUAUGGAACAAUUCCAUCGAUAUUGGCCAAUUUUUUUUGUUGUCUUAAUUCAUGAUUGAUUGAUUUCGUUUAUUUUUUGAUGAAAUAACUUUUUUUUUGUACGAAAAUAAUAAACUGAUUUAAUAAUAAU